AUGUUAUGCAAGGUGCAACAGAUUCUUGAAUCCCUCUUUAAGCUCAAGGUACUUGGUAACCUUAAGUACUUUUUAGGCCUCGAAUUGGCAAGAUCACCUGAAGGGAUUGUUUUAAGCCAGCGUAAAUACACCCUAAACAUUUUAGAGGACACUAAUUUUAAUGAUGCAAAGGCUACCUUACUUCCCACAGAGACUAAUUUGAGGCUGAGUGCUUCUGAUGGGGAACUUCUGGAUGACCCAGUGAUCUAUAGGAGCAUCAUUGGGAGGUUUAUGUACCUCACUAUCUCGCGUCCUGACAUUACCUAUGUAGUUUUCACAUUGAGCCAGUUCUGGUCACAAUCACAUUCCACACAUCUCCAUGCUCUCCAUUAUUUGUUGCGAUACUUGAAGGGAACAACAGGGCAAGGCCUGCUAUUUUUUGCAAAAUUGGAUAUGAGACUAAUGGCCUAUGUGGAUGCGGAUUGGGCUGGCUGCCUAGAUACUAGGGGAAGCGUGAUAGGUUUUUGUGUUUUCAUUGGCGAUUCUGUGUCUUGGAGAUCGAAGAAGCAAUAA
Arachis ipaensis is the source of this 552-nucleotide messenger RNA. The record is from RefSeq and is a predicted model, not a curated record. NCBI's taxonomy places the organism in Eukaryota, Viridiplantae, Streptophyta, Magnoliopsida, Fabales, Fabaceae.